Molecule: messenger RNA, 1350 nt
Organism: Penicillium crustosum
Lineage: Eukaryota; Fungi; Ascomycota; Eurotiomycetes; Eurotiales; Aspergillaceae
Exons: 1
Coding region: 1-1350 (449 amino acids)
Source: RefSeq, a predicted model, not a curated record
AUGUUUGAUACUUGCACUGAGACCAAACGGUCAUCCUCAACCUUGACCGACCCGUCCGUAGAAGGAAACCGCGAGCUCAAAACAAGCACCUCCACGCAGUGUGACUCUGUUGUCGAAAACGUCAUCAUGCCUGAGACUUCCACUGCAAUAGGACUCAAAUCUUCACCUGUCCAUUUGUUUAGCCUGCCUGCCCAAGAAAAUCUCGAAGCUGAUACAAGCGCUACAUGGGAUAUGCCCACCCAGUAUGACAGUGACAGUGACAGUGACAUUCAAACUGUUAUCAUGUGUGACAAUCCCUCUGAGAGUGAUUCCCCUCAAACUUCCCGCUCUAGCCAGAAAGAUCCUAGUACUAUCCCCAACAUGUCCUCUGACGAUUCUUCUUCCGGGGGCUUGGAUAGCUCUUCUGGUGCCAAAUCAGAGACAUCAUCCAAUGACAGCCUUGAUACGAGACCGGAAUACCCACCCAGUGACUUGUUCGACACAUCUGUCUAUGAGAAUUACGAAUCCAAAACCAGCACUACACUGGACGCUUUGACUCAACAUUACAGUGACACUGACGUUCAAACCGUUAUCCUGUGUGACAAUACCUCUGAGAAUCAGGCUAAUACGCCCCAAAACUCCAGCUCUAACCAGGAAGAGCCCAACGCUAUAUCUAGCACGUCAUCCGAUGAUUCGCGUGAUGAUUCCUCUGACGAUUCCUCUAUUGGCUCUUCUUCGGGAUCCUCCAAUAGCUCUUCUGGUGCCAAAUCCGAAUCUUCCUCCGUUGAAGGUGUUGAUACUAGCCCGAAGUCGCUACAUAUCGCCUUGUCCAACCCAUCUUCCAAGGAGAAUUGCGAAUUCCGAACCACCACUACAUCUGAAAAGUCGACUCAGUAUGACAGUGAUAGUGACAGUGAUGUCCAAACCGUUAUCCUGUGUGACGAUACCUCUGAGAAUGACACCAACACGCUCCAAAACUCUAGCUCCAGCCAGAAAGAGCCUAAUACCAUAUCCAACACAUCAUCUGAUAAUUCGGCUGAUGAUUCCUCUGUUGGCUCUUCUCCAUGGGCUUCCGAUAGCUCUUGCGGUGCCAAAUCCGAAUUGUCUUCUAUCGACAGCUUUGAUACGUCAUCUCGGCAUGAUUCUGAAUCAGAGGAGGAAGAGCCCCCAAAGGGUUCCCAAAUGCUGGCGGCAUACGCCUCUCCUCUUCGAGAUGGACAGCGUAUUCGAACUAGCUGUGAUAGUAUCCAUGACCAGGGCCGUUGGCAAGUCGAUCCAGAUGGAUUCAUCAAUGAAAGAUAUCGUGCCGGAGGUCCAUUCCUCUGCUCCCUACCGGAGACAAUCCUCGAUCUGAAAGGCAGUUCCCUUUGA